This is a messenger RNA of Cucurbita maxima (winter squash), 2020 nucleotides long. RefSeq names its product AP2-like ethylene-responsive transcription factor ANT. The transcript has 9 exons. Bases 217 to 1845 code for a protein of 542 amino acids. Gene Ontology annotation, biological process: regulation of DNA-templated transcription. Gene Ontology annotation, molecular function: DNA binding; DNA-binding transcription factor activity. The record is from RefSeq and is a predicted model, not a curated record. NCBI's taxonomy places the organism in Eukaryota, Viridiplantae, Streptophyta, Magnoliopsida, Cucurbitales, Cucurbitaceae.
UCUUAGUUUUUGAGAAAUUUUCGUUCUUUUUGUUUGUUUCAUAUGCACAAAGACUGGGAGAGCAUAAGCAUUGUUCAUUUCCUUCUAUGAACUAUGCAAAACUUAGCUCUAUCAUGUAUAUCAUUGAGUGGGAAAACCAAAUCAGGAGCUUAUUUUGUCUCCAAUGAUUGAGUUGCUUUGCUAAAACACAAUAAGCUUCUGCAUAAGUAGAGGGAGAUGACUAUGGAAGUUACUUCUGAAUCUCAGCAACAUUCUCUCUACCACCACCAAAGCCAGCCAACUCCAGCAAUAGCUAUCUCCAACACCAUGUCAAAUAGCUUCUCAGCUUCCCAGCACUACAAUGGUGAUUUUCUGUCUCCCCUGUCUGUAAUGCCGCUCAAGUCAGAUGGGUCUCUUUGUAUCAUGGACUCAAUCAGCAGAUCACAAACUCCAGAAACAUUGCCAAACAUCUCCCCAAAACUUGAGGACUUUCUUGGUGGUGCAACUCAUGGAAGAGAGACGGCCACAGCUCUAAGCUUAGACAGCAGAUAUUACAAUCAAAAUCCUGAGGCUAACUCUGAGAGACAACAAAGUAUUCUUCUUCAUUCUCAGCGAUACUAUUCAGGAAUGUUCCAUUAUCCUGCUGAGGAUGUCAACAAGGAGUCUCAUAUUGCAAGUUAUUGCUCUGAAAUUCGACAAGAUAUGGAGCAGCGCAUCAAUGGCUGCUUUGGAGGAGGGAGGAAUUGCCAAGACUUGCAGACACUUAGCUUGUCCAUGAGCCCUGGCUCUCAGUCUAGUUGUGUUACUACACCAAGCCAAAUUUCUCAAUCUGGACAAGCCACCAUGGAGACAAAGAAAAGGGCUUUGGCUGAUCGAAAGCAGCCGGUCCAUCGGAAGUCGUUCGACACGUUCGGACAAAGAACUUCACAGUAUAGAGGUGUUACAAGACAUAGAUGGACCGGUAGAUAUGAGGCUCAUUUGUGGGACAAUAGUUGUAAGAAGGAAGGUCAAACCAGGAAAGGGAGACAAGUUUAUCUCGGUGGCUAUGAUAUGGAGGAGAAAGCAGCAAGAGCCUAUGAUCUUGCAGCUCUCAAGUACUGGGGACCCUCCACACACUUAAACUUCCCAUUGAAGAACUAUGAACUUCAAAUUGAAGAAAUGAUGAACAUGAACCGCCAAGAAUAUGUCGCGCACCUGAGAAGGAAAAGCAGUGGAUUCUCGAGGGGAGCUUCCAUAUACAGAGGAGUAACUAGACAUCAUCAGAAUGGGAGAUGGCAAGCUCGGAUUGGAAGAGUCGCGGGGAACAAAGACCUUUAUCUUGGAACAUUUGGCACACAAGAGGAAGCUGCAGAAGCAUAUGACAUAGCAGCUAUCAAGUUCCGUGGCAUAAACGCCGUGACAAACUUCGACACUUCAAGGUACGACGUAGAAAGGAUCAUGGCAAGCAGUAGCCUCCUUUCAGGAGAAUUUGCCAGACGAAAUAGAGAGCACAAACCAACCAAUGCCAUCAAACAUGAAGAACCAAAGCAGAACAUCCCUCGAACCGAUCCCGCGGAAGUAUACAACAACAAUUUAGAUUGGAGGACGGUAUUCCACGACAACCUGCUGCUGGAUCCAAGCGCAAGCAUUGAAUCCACAGACCAAAAGUCCAUGGCCUCGAGCGGCGGAUACCUGAAUAAUCUGAUCGGAGUCGUCGUCGAAACUGAAGGUUCAAGCAAGUACAAGGCUCACUUCUCCAAUGCUUCAUCUGUGGUGAGCAGCUUGAGCAGCUCAAGGGAAACUAGUCCUGACAAGCCAAAUGGCUCCUCCUGGUUCCAUUUGGAAGCAAUGGAAGAAGUAUAUGGCUCCCAUCACCACCGCAAAUGAGGCCAGCUCCUAUUUCUUUGCCUGUUGUGUCAACUGUUGUUUGGAAUGAUGCCUAAGACAAAGCUUCGUUCCAUGUCCUCUCUUCAUUGUUAAAAAAACAUGUAAUGAACUGUCAGAACUGCACUCACGAACACAAGAAUCUAAUCCAAAUCCAAUCCACCUUGUUUUCCUCGAA